CCCAUCCAUUUCUAUCUGGCUGUCCCUGAACAGUCAACCACAUGGCUGGCAGUGAGGGAAUUUUUGGUGGGGCCAACUCCAGGGUGUUCUUGUAAACUCUAUCUGGGGAGGAACUAAUGCUAUUUCAGAUCAAAGCAGUCUUCUGCCUUAAGAAACUACCCAAGGAACAAUGAUAGAGUCUUCUUCCUCGGCUGUCUGCAGUUCUUUCAGCAGAAAGGUGUCAAUGAAGCAUCAGAGAGUUCCAGUUGUGAUCCGUCAUAGCAAGGGGACAAUGGCAUCCUGGCCCUUCUCUAGGCUGUGGAGUAUCUCUGAUCCAAUUCUGUUCCAAGUGACCUUGGUUGCUACUCUGUUGGCCACUGUUCUUGGCAGUUGUGGUAUUCCACCCUAUUUAGACUUUGCUUAUCCAAUAAAUGAGUUGAAUGAGACAACGUUUGAAACUGGAACUACUCUGAGAUACAACUGUCGUCCUGGCUACAGGAUAAGUUCAAAAAGUUACUCUCUUACCUGUGAAGCAACAGGCAGUUGGAAAUACAGAGAGUUUUGUGUCAAAAAACGAUGUGGAAACCCAGGAGAAUUACUUAAUGGGCAAGUGAUAGUUAAGACAGAUUACUCUUUUGGAUCAGAAAUAGAAUUCAGCUGUUCAGAAGGGUAUAUCUUAACUGGCUCAGCCAAUAGUUAUUGUGAGAUCCAAGAUAAAGGAGUUGGCUGGAGUGAUCCCCUCCCACAAUGUAUAAUUGCCAAGUGUGAACCUCCUCCAACCAUUAGUAAUGGGAGACACAAUGGUGGAGAUGAAGACUUCUACACAUAUGGCUCUUCCGUCACUUACAGCUGUGACCCUGACUUCUCAAUGUUAGGCCAAGCCUCCAUUUCUUGCAGAGUGGAAAAUAAGACAAUAGGUGUCUGGAGUCCAAGUCCUCCUUCUUGUAAAAAAGUCAUUUGUGUUCAACCAGUGGUUAAAGAUGGAAAAAUAACCUCUGGGUUUGGACCCACCUAUACUUAUCAACAGUCUAUUGUAUAUGCCUGUGAUAAAGGUUUUCGGCUUGAAGGCGACAGUUUAAUCCGUUGUGAAGCUGAUAAUAGCUGGAAUCCUCCUCCUCCCACUUGUGAACUCAAUGGUUGUGUUGGCUUACCACACAUCCCUCAUGCUUCGUGGGGAAGAUAUGGCUACCGGACACAAACAAAUCAGGAAGUGCAUGAUAUUGGGACUGUACUGAACUACAACUGCAAUUUGGGCUAUAAGCCAAAGGCAGAUGGACCUACAACUGUGACUUGUCAGAGCGAUUUGAAGUGGAGCCCAUACAUAGAAUGUGAGGAGGUAUGUUGCCCAGUACCAAACCUGAAUAACAAUGGCAGAAUCACUCUACUUGGAAGACAUAGCGAUAGAACUCACUGUACCUAUUUCAGUGGAGAUGAGAUUUCAUAUAAAUGUCAUAAUAAAUAUACGUCUUAUGCUACAUGCACAAAACAUGGCACUUGGAGUCCUAGAACACCAGAAUGCAGCCCAGAUUGCGAAUCCCCUCCUGGCAUUGCCCAUGGACAACAUAAAAUAGUCUCUAAAUACUUUGAACGUGAAGCUGAAUAUAAAUGUGAUGAAGGGUACACCCUGGUUGGAGCGAACAGACUCUCCUGCACUUAUUCAGGCUGGUCACCUGCAACCCCUCAGUGUAAAGCAUUGUGUCUGAAACCAACGAUAGAACAUGGAAGGUUAUCUGUGGAGAAGGUUAGAUAUGUUGAACCUGAAAGAAUUACCAUCCAGUGUGAGUCUGGCUAUCGUUUGGUUGGUUCAGAAAAUAUCACUUGCUCAGAGGACAGAACCUGGUCCCCAGUGGCACCCAAGUGUGAGUGGGAGUAUCCUGAAGGCUGUGAGCAAGUAAUCGCAGGCAAGAAACUCUUGCAGUGCCUCUCAAGUCCAGUGGAGGUGAAAUUGGCCCUGGAAGUGUACAAGCUGUCCCUGGAGAUUGCACUCCUGGAGCUUCAGAUAGAUAAGCCAAAGGAUGCCUCUCUGGAAGCAUCAGAGAGGGAGUACAAUGUGCCUGCUGCCUUUAAUCCAAUAUAGAUCACUUCAGUUAAUCACCUUUACCAUCUGUUUAUGCCAUCAAUUGUGGUAAUAGUUAGCUAGAAAGAAUAAUUUGUUAACAUUUAGUUCUUUGAGAUUGUAGAAUUAUUCACCAUUUUCUGACUCAUUGUUUUUGCUUUUCUGGCUACAUUGUACAUAUUUUUUUUUUCCCGUUAAAAAUUAACAUAUCCAACCGCA
Molecule: messenger RNA, 2254 nt
Organism: Cervus elaphus (red deer)
Lineage: Eukaryota; Metazoa; Chordata; Mammalia; Artiodactyla; Cervidae
Gene: C4BPA
Product: complement component 4 binding protein alpha
Exons: 12
Coding region: 170-2056 (628 amino acids)
Biological process (GO): negative regulation of complement activation, classical pathway
Source: RefSeq, a predicted model, not a curated record